Molecule: messenger RNA, 489 nt
Organism: Oncorhynchus tshawytscha (Chinook salmon)
Lineage: Eukaryota; Metazoa; Chordata; Actinopteri; Salmoniformes; Salmonidae
Product: peptide deformylase, mitochondrial-like
Exons: 4
Coding region: 1-369 (122 amino acids)
Biological process (GO): peptidyl-methionine modification; N-terminal protein amino acid modification
Cellular component (GO): mitochondrion
Molecular function (GO): peptide deformylase activity
Source: RefSeq, a predicted model, not a curated record
AUGACUGGACCCAGCCAUGAAUAUAACUCUGUACUUCAGCGCUGUCGACUAGGGCCUACAUCAUACCCCCAUGUCUGCCAGGUGGGUGACCCAGUGCUUCGAGUCCAGGCUGCAGUAGUGGACCCUGAGACCGCACAUGGUCCGGAGGCUCAGGUGGUGAUCCGCACCAUGGUGAAGGUGAUGCAGAAGUUUGAAUGUGUGCAUCUCAGCCAAGGCCUGAAUGAGAAGGCAGAGCCUGUGACCUGGCAAGUGAGCGGGUGGCCCGCACACAUCCUACAGCUUGAGAUGGAUCACUUGGAUGGAGUCCGGUACAUUGACCGCAUGGACAGUAAAACCUUCAACGUGAAAUGGGCAGCACAGAACGAGUAGCAGUUUCAAACUAACCUUGUCACCCUGAUUGAGCACUAAGACAACUUCUUGGACAUAAUAUACAACAGACCAUGAAGAAACCUUUCUUACUGAUUCUUUAUUAAUACAUUUAUUUAUGAA